This is a messenger RNA of Amoebophrya sp. A120, 4463 nucleotides long. The record is from the annotation of a GenBank genome assembly. Lineage: Eukaryota; Dinophyceae; Syndiniales; Amoebophryaceae.
GGGCCGCCGCACCUACGAAAGGUGGCGCAGUUCCGGCGAAAGGCGGCGCGGCUCCGGCGAAAGGCGGCGCGGCCGCGGCGGGCGGGAAAGGCAAAGGAAAGAAGCGGGGCGGCGGCUUCGACGCAACCAGCAGCCAGGAGUACAUCACGCCCAAGGAACCGAUGCGGGCGCUCUGGUGGACCAAGAAGCGGAAAAACCAGCUCCCGGACGACGGCGCGCACGUGUGGACCGACGUGCCGGAUCUGUACAAGGAGUAUUUUCAGAAAGAGGCGGAGGUGGAGUCGGAGUUCGUGAAGCGGUUCGGCAAGAAGAAAGCCGCCGUGAAGGAGGCGCCAAAAAAGGAGGACGCGGACAAGAAAAAGGAGGACAAACCGAAGUUGUAUGGAUUGCAAAAACGUCUGGGUCUGGAAGAUUGCAACUUGUCAUGCUAAAUCCGAAUCAUGCAAAAAUCUGUGUUGCAUGAGUGCCAAAAGCUGUCCACCUUCGACCAAGUUGGGAGGGAGCUUCUCAUGCAGGAUAGGCAUGAUAGAGACCUCGCAGUUUCUGUCAUGCUAGGUCCCUCUUCCAAUGUGUAUCGGUUGAGGACUGCCCCCUUCAUCCUAAGCGCCAUCAGCCAUGGUAUCUGGAAAACCUGCAUGACAAGUUUGCACUCCUCCAGACCCAGACAUAUUUGCAAUGCAUAAGUUGAAGCUGCUGACGAUCAUCGACGACCCCAUGAAGCAGGGCGGUCUGAACGCGGCCUGCAAGACCCUGCCAGAACCCACGGUAUUGCAGCGGGCGAUACUGGACCUGGACGACGUAGAAAUCGACGUGAACACCUUGGAAUGGGUCCGGCGGGACCUGUGCCCGGAUCCGGGCCAGUUGGCGCAGCUGAACACGCUGCGGAACGAAAACAAGGGCGUCCCCUUCGCCGUGCCAGAAACCUACAUGCUCGCGAUCGCGCACGUAUACUUGUUUUUGUAGCGCCGGGAAUUACUUCUGUACUUUGGGAAAAUAUAAAUAACUAAACGCAUUAUCAUGAUGUUGAGCCUGGAAAAAGACUCGCUUGCCAAUGCUGUGGCUUUGGAUUUCAAGAAUCAGUAUCGAAAAUCUAUAGCGAGAUGAAAACUACAUUAGGUUCCCGGGUACAUGCAGCGUCUGGACUGCUGGCUUUUUUCGCGCACCUACGAGGAAAGGCUGAAGAAGUGCAUGACCGCGUACUUGGCAUUUCAAGCCGUGAUGCGGAGUUUGCGCACAAGUAAGGAAUUUCGGAAGCUUCUCGGCCUGAUUCUGUGCGCCGGGAAUUACCUGAACGGGGGGACCGACCGCGGGCAGGCGGAGGGCGUGGAUCUGGACGUGUUGACCAAACUUGACGCCGUGAAGGACGUGGAGGGGAAGAUGCUGAGUUUUUGUAUGCAUUGCAAAUAUGUCUGGGUCUGGAAGACAGUAACUUGUGAUGCUGAGUCUACACCCUGUAAAAAUCUGUGCUGCAUGACUGCCAACAGUUGUCCACUUUUGACCAGGUUGACAGGGAGUUUCUCAUGCGGGAUAGGCAUGAUAAAGUUAGAGAUCUCACAGCUUCUGUCAUGCUCAGUGCUGCAUUCCAGACCUCAUGGGUCAUGGAAAACCUGCAUGGCAAGUCUUCCAUUCGUCCAGACCCAAACAUAUUUGCACUUGAUACUUUGGGUCGUCCAACAAUUUUUCACGGCGCCGUUUUUCACGCGGCAGCAGGGUCCGAACGGGGAGGACCCAAGAGAGCUGCUGUUUGAGGAGCUCCGCCCACUCUUCUCCGCGGUGCGGCGACGGAUCGAGAAGUCGAGCGAUGGCGUCGAGUCCCUGGCCAAGCAGGUGUCCGUCUCGAUCGAGGACUACGACCAAAUCGCGGACCAAAUCAAACAGGAGUGCGACCAGCGGUACGAGAUGCUCCGCGCCUGCCUGUGCCAGUUCGAGGACCCCGCGGACAGUUUCCGGACGGUGCUUGCGCCGCUGUUCGCGACCGCUUCGGAGUCGUAUGAGAGUGCACAACGACAACCCCUCCUCGCCCUUAUUUGGAUGGCAUGACAAGCAAUACAAACACCAGCACAGCACAUGGAUGCUGUGCAUCACAUGUUCAUGCGCCGAUUGUAGCGGUGUUUCCAGAACUUUUCAUGCCAACAGUGCUACAAGGCCACAACAACUGGAUUGGGAUUUUUGCAUGACAAACGAGGGGCAGGGGAGUUUUCCACCCUCAUAAGCCCGUGGACGAGUUGAUCGCGAAGAAAAAACAGGUAAAGCAGGAGUACGAAGAUUUGUUGAAGUAUUUCACGAUGGGACAAGUGAAGGCGGCGACGUUGAUCAAGAUGAUCGACGACAUGCUUGUUCCCGGGGACCAGAUCACGAACAAACCCGAAAAAUUGAAAAAAGCCUACUUUGUCCCGCAGUUCUGCGGGAACCGCACCCCGACGGCAGACAGCAUCAUGGCCCUUUGGGACCUGAAGGAGCCCGAGUUGCGGUCGGAAGAUAUGCAUUGCAAAUAUGUCCUCUGGGUCUGGAAACUUGUCAUGCUGUUUGACGAAUCCCGCGGACGCCUUCAUUGACAGCCAAGCAUGACAAGUUUUGGAAUUGCUAUAGUGUUGCUUAUCUGCUUGACAAAGUGCGUUUCUGCAUGACAGAGAAGUGUGGCUUUUGGGUGGCGUGCAGGACAGACUUGAGAGCCAUGCUAGCCGUGCAUGGCAAGCCUUGCAUUCUCCCAGACCCAGACAUAUUUGCAUUUGAUAGAAGAGUCGCUGGGACAAAAGAAGCCGCGAGCGACCGGUGCGCGAAAGACGGAGAAUCGGCGGGGAAUCCGGGGAAAAACUUCCACCGCGACGGGUGGUGCAGACGGGGCGAAGACGAGCGUGCGAGGUGCUGGGAUUGGGAAGAAUUCCGCGCUGAAUGUUGGAAGUGAGAGUAUUUCUAAAGACAGCACAGAACAACAAACCACUAGCACUGAGAAAAAAGGUGAGCAGGACAAGGAAGGUCCAAAUCGUACCGGUGAUGAAGUGGAGAAAACUGCUCAUGGUGACAAGGCACCACCAGAGAAACAAGCAGGAGAGCUGCAAGGGUCAGCCGCAGGUACACCAAAUAAAGCAUCGAAUGCCGUGGUGGAACAAGUGAAGAAAAGCCCCGCAACUGCAACACAAUCAUCAGAAGACAAAGCCGCUGCAGCAGCGGACACCAGCAAAGCUAGCAGCACAAAUUCGCCAAAGCGAAGUCAGCGCCUCUCCGUCGCAGCAGCAGAGAAACAAGAGAACCACGACUCAACUUUGACGCCCAGCAAACGGCGAAAGACCAGUGUUGCAGCAUCGAAAUUACGGAGCGCAUCUCGAGGGAAAUCGCCAAAAGAGGACGCGGAGGAGAACAAAGACCCGUCUUCGGAGAAGAAAGAGACACCAAUUGAGGCUGCGCAAAUUCAGAUCAACAUCGUGCAGCCCCCUUCGAGCAGCAGUUCUGACUCCUGUGGCGUGCCCCAAGCCGCGGCGAAUAGUGUGCCAGCGGGUAUGCGCCGCGGCUCGGCGUUGCUAGGAGCCUCCGCCGCGGACCCGCGAACAUCAAGUGCGCAUUUGUCGCCCAGCGCGAGCAGCGCCGGCACGCCGAGCCAGACAAAGGAAAACAAGUUAGCAAGUACCGGAAAGGACGUGGUAACGAAUGGAAAAGAUGCCACUGCGCCUGCAGCUUCUAAAGGUGCUGUCGUAUUAAAGGGCAAACAAGCACCAGCAGCCGGUCCACCUGCUCCCGCCGCCGCGACCGGAAAGAAUGACACCGGACCCCCUGCUACGGGAGCAAAAGCUGCGGUUGUUGCGCCCGGAACCAAAGGCGGCAAACCACCACCGGCGGCUGGAGGAAAGGGAGGGAAGCCUCCGCCGCCCGGUGCGAAGCCUUGGUGCCCGCCAGAAAAGCUUAGCACUGGGGACUAGUUUGUAUGGUGUAAACAAUUCAACAUCCGAAACGAUUUUGGUUUUGCGUAUCGUGCACUGCGGCGCGAAAAAAUGCUGAUUGAUGAAUUUUUCAAAUCCAAUGAUCACUUACUAGUAUACUAUACUGAAUCUUUUGUAUCUGAAAGUUACUUAGGACGUCCAAAACCAAUCGAAUACUUUUUCAGCGUUGGUGUAACAAAAGUUCGCAACGCCCCCCCAAAAAUGUCUGAAGCUCUUCAUCUAAUUCACCGAACACUUUUGCAGAAACAACAGAAGCGUCCUCUAUAGGCGCAUACCAAAUUAGAAUAAAGAUAAACAUUGGUUGCCAUAGAAUGUAACAAUAACUCUACUUCUAGCCGAUCGGGAUGAAACUGAGGAUGCCUAGGCCUCUACAACAACCAUCAAAAUGAAUACCAAUACAGUUUUGCGGCUUCUUGAAAAUGAACAUGAACAAAGAACCUCCAAUAGAGGAAGUCUUCAUGUCCUCUCCCUAAGAUUGAUUUUCAGCAAGAGCAACUCCAACGUGCGUGCACUCCUUAUCGUUGUUGG